UUCAGCUCCCCGCCCAUUCCCCACUCUGUUCAAAUAAUGAAUCUGACCUAAAAGGCUACUCGCGCUCUCUUCUUACACCCAGACUGACUCUAGCUUUCCGUUCUCCUAAAAGCCGCUUCCCUUCCCGUUUUCCAUCGCCGAUCCGUUCUCAACCGGCAAUGCCUCGCAAGCGCGCCGCCGCAUCAGUGGAGAAGCUGGAGAGUCGGAUGGAAGAAAAUAUUGAUUUCGUCGCAGAUGAAGGAAAAGUCAGCACGACGAGGAAGCCGAAGCGAGCUAAAAAGGCGGAGGCAGAGAAAGUGGUUCCGGUCAAUGAAAAGGAGGAAAACUCUACAGUUGAAAACAUACCUCUUUUGAAGAAGUCAAUGUCUCAAAUGGACGGCGACAGCGAAUCUCAUGCCAGAUUUAUUGGGGCUCCUGUACCUGCGCAGGAAGCUAAACUACGGUGGCCGGAAAGAUACCAGGGACAGAAGAAGAAAGUAGCAGGUUCCAAAACUUCGAGCAACGGGGAUGAUUGUGAAGAGACGAUUCAAGCAAGGCAUCACUUUCUAAAGGCAGAGGUUGAUGAGCGUGUCUACGUACUUCAUGAUGAUGCACAUGUGAAAGCUGGAGAGGGCCAAGACCACUUCAUUUGUAAGAUAAUUGAAUUAUUUGAAUCCAUAGAUGGGACCCCUUACUUUACAGCUCAGUGGUAUUACAGAGGACAAGACACUGUGAUAAGUGAUGCAUAUUCCCUUGAUAAGAAACGCGUCUUUUUUUCGGAGAUUCAGGAUGUGAAUCCAUUGGAAUGUCUUGUUGAGAAAAUAAAGAUUGUGAGGCUAUCACUAAAUGAGGAAUCACAUAUAAAGGAGGCAGCAGUUCAGGAGUGCAAUUAUUAUUGCAACAUGCUCUACUUGCUUCCAUACUCGACAUAUGAAAAGUUGCCACAAGAAAAUUCAGGAUCUGGCAGUGAGGCAUCAUCCACAAUUUCAACAGAUGACGAAAACGGAGAUGGCCAAGUUGAUUGUGGAAAAUCUAAUGUGACACUAUUAGAUUUGUACAGUGGUUGUGGUGGUAUGUCAACAGGCCUUUGCCUUGGUGCUAAUAUGUCCAAUCUGAAUCUUGUCACCAAAUGGGCAAUUGACGUAAACCCUUAUGCGUGUGAAAGUCUUAAGUUGAACCACCCAGAAACUGAGGUGAGGAAUGAAUCUGUGGAAGACUUUUUGACAUUGCUGAAGGAGUGGGAAAAACUCUGCAUUAGAUUUUCUUUGAUUGUGAGCAAUGUUCCAGAAAAAGUAAAACCAUAUCCUUUUGACAUGGAAGAGAGUGAUGAAGAUGGAGAGGAUGAAUGUAGUAAUGAUGGUGGUGGUAAGAGUGAUGAAGAGAUCUUUGAAGUUGAAAAGAUACUUGCAGUGUGCUAUGGUGACCCAAAAAAGAAAAAGGAACCUGGACUCUAUUUUAAGGUUCAUUGGAAGGGUUAUGGGGAGGAUGAAGACUCUUGGGAGCCAAUCGAGGGGCUAGGGAAUUGCCGUGAGCGUAUAGAGAAAUUUGUUCGGAAUGGAUUCGAGUCGAAAAUCUUACCAUUGCCUGGGCAUGUAGAUAUGAUUUGUGGUGGACCUCCUUGUCAGGGUGUAAGUGGUUUCAACCGCUUUAGAAACAAAGAUGAUCCUUUAGCAGAUGAGAAAAACAAACAACUUGAUGUUUUUAUGAAUGUUGUGGGAUAUCUUAAGCCAAAAUUUGUUCUGAUGGAGAAUGUGGUUGAUCUUGUAAAAUUUUCCCAUGGAUUUCUUGGGCGAUAUGCCUUGGGAAGGCUCAUCGACAAUAAUUAUCAAGUUCGGAUGGGAAUGAUGGCAGCGGGAGCAUAUGGACUUCCUCAAUUUCGAAUGCGUGUUUUUGUCUGGGGUGCUUGUGCUACAGAGAAGUUACCUCAAUAUCCACUUCCAACGCAUGAUGUUGUGAUGAGAGGUGUCAUCCCAACUGAGUUUGAGAUGAAUACAGUUGCAUAUGAUGAAGGAUGCACCCCCCAAUUGGAGAGGAAACUCCUAUUAGAAGAUGCAAUAUCUGAUCUUCCUUCAGUUGAGAAUAACGAGCAUCGGGACGAAAUACCAUAUGGAGAGGAUCCCAAAACUGAAUUCCAGCGCUUCAUUAGAUUAAGAAAGCAUGAAUUGUUUGGAUCCUUGCAUGAAAUUGAACCAUCGGAGAUGUUGCUCUAUGAUCAUCGUCCUCUUGAGUUGAAUAGUGAUGACUAUCAACGUGUUUGUAGGAUUCCAAAGAAAAAGGGAGCAAAUUUCAGAGAUUUACCCGGUGUUUGCCUUGGUUCUGAUAAAAAAGUUUUCUUUGACCCCGAAAUAGAGAGGGUCUAUUUAGACUCCGGGAAACCUUUGGUACCUUCCUACGCCAUGAGUUUUGUGAGGGGCACUUCAUCUAAGCCAUUCGCUCGUCUUUGGUGGGAUGAGACUGUCCCAACUGUGGUUACAAGAGCUGAGCCACAUAAUCAGAAAAUUGUGCAUCCCGAGCAAGAUCGCGUCUUAACAAUUCGGGAAAAUGCCCGGCUUCAAGGUUUCCCUGAUUAUUAUAAGCUUUGUGGGCCAAUAAAGGAAAGGUACAUACAAGUAGGAAAUGCUGUUGCAGUUCCAGUUGCUCGUGCCUUGGGUUAUGCUCUUGGCCAAAGAUUUGUUAGUGAUAAAGGACCUUUAUUUACCCUUCCCCCUAAAUUUCCAAAUAUAGAUAGGAUUAUCCAAGCUUCAUCUGAAGAUGAUGCUUGAUUGUUCAAUUAAUGUUGUAGAAUGACCAUUAAUUUAUUCAACAACAAACUAGUGCUACAAUAUUUGAAUUGAAAUGAAAGUAUUGAGGCCUCGAAUACUUUGAACUAUCUACAUAA
Tripterygium wilfordii is the source of this 2857-nucleotide messenger RNA. RefSeq names its product DNA (cytosine-5)-methyltransferase CMT3-like. The transcript is spliced from 21 exons. The coding region runs from base 159 to 2741 and encodes 860 amino acids. Gene Ontology annotation, cellular component: nucleus. Lineage: Eukaryota; Viridiplantae; Streptophyta; Magnoliopsida; Celastrales; Celastraceae. Gene Ontology annotation, molecular function: chromatin binding; methyltransferase activity. The record is from RefSeq and is a predicted model, not a curated record.